AUGUUUUUAUUGAAAAUUCUCAGCUUAUGCUUGAUCAUCCAUAAACCUAAAGGUGACAUAAUUUUAUCUACACGAGCAUCAUGGAAUCAAACUGGUAUUACUAUAAUCGGAUCGUUAAACACAACAAACAAUGCUUCAUCGUUCGAAAUUUCUUCUUCUUAUGAUAUGUCAAUGUCCUAUGGCGAUCGACUGUAUAUCAGUGAUACAAGUCAUGAUCGGAUUUUAAUUGUUGACAUCAAUUCUCCUAAUGACGUGUCAGCGAUUGGCUCUGGCCCAAAUGGUUCACUCGGUUCAUUCGACGCACCGUUUGGAAUCUCCACAACGAACACUUCGCUCUAUGUUAUUGACUUUGGUAAUAAUCGUGUUCAGAAAAUGUUACUGAAUGGCUCCGAUCCGAUUCGAGUCGCUAGUAUUGCUCGUCUGGAUCGACCUCACAAUAUUUUCGUUGAUAAUAACGAUAAUAUCUAUCUCAGUGAUACUUUCAAUCAUUCCGUAUGGCUUUUUCUUUCAAAUGGAACGAAUGGAACGAUCAUUGCAGGUGAUACAACCUAUGGUUCAGAUGAUAAUCAACUCGCUUUUCCCAAUGGAAUCUUUGUCAAUUCCAAUGGUACUCUAUAUAUCGCAGAUCUUGGAAAUAAUCGAGUUAUGAAAUGGUACGCAGGAGCUUCGUCCGGUAUUCGUGUCGCAGGAAACGGAACACGUGGCAGUAGUUUAGCACAACUUAACUCUCCCAUAUAUGUUCUUGUCGACACGAAUGAAUAUGUCUAUGUUAGUGAUGCUUGGAACCAUAGGAUUAUGCGUUGGGCACCAAAUGCGACAGUUGGAGAAUGUAUCAUUGCUUGUACAGGGAAAAAAGGCUCGUCUGAAACGCAACUAUACUUUCCAAAUUCUCUAGCACUCGAUAGUCAAAAUUCACUGUAUGUUGGUGAUUAUUCAAACAAUCGAGUGCAAAAAUUUCAAUACCAAAUUCCAUUUUAUAAUCAACCAGAAUUGAGCCCAUGUGCGGCGUGGAGUUCAGUAGGAACGACAUUUGUCGAUAAUGAAACAAUUGGAGCAAGACCUUUUGGGUUGUUUAUUGACAUUAAGAAUACAAUUUACAUUCCUGAACGAGCAUUAAAUCGUGUGCAAAUCUGGAUGGAAGGAAGUGCAACUCCGACAUUAAAUAUCACAUUUAACUUAAGCAAUCCGAUGUCGGUCUUUGUCACGAGUGUCGGAGAUGUUUAUGUUGAUAAUGGUUCAUCAGGAAAACGAGUUGAUCGGUGGAUGGUGAAUGCAACGAUAGAUGUCCCUGCGAUGUAUGUUCAAGAUUCUUGUUACAGUGUGUUUGUUGAUAACAACAAUAGUUUUUAUUGUUCGUUGGGUAAUCUUCAUAAAGUUAUGAAAAAAACGAUGAAUUAUGUAGCGAAUCAGACGGUUCUGGUAGCUGGAAAUGGUACUGCCGGAUCGGGAUCAUAUAUGUUAAAUUCUCCUCGAGGAAUUUAUGUUGAUAAGACAUACAAUUUGUAUCUUGCCGAUUGUGGGAACGAUCGAAUACAAUUUUACCAAUCUGGUCGAUUGAAUGGAACGACAAUUGUCGGACAAAGUGCGAAUAAUUCUUUCGAUCUCGAUUGUCCAACAGGAAUUAUCGUUGAUAAUAAUGGAUAUUUGUUUAUAUCUGAUUCGCAGAAUAAUCGCAUCAUUGCAUCGAGUUCAUAUGGUUUUCGUUGCAUCAUUGGAUGUACAAAUUCUGAAUUGAACCAUCCACAGAUGAUUAGUUUUGACAAAUACGGCAAUUUAUUCGUUGUUGAUACUUAUAACCAUCGAAUUCAAAAAUUUUAUUUGAUAAUCAAUACGUGUGUUUCUCAAUCGUUAACAACGUUUGUGGCAACAGGUUGUCUAAAUUCGUCUACUUUCGGUGUGUAUUGUAAUGCAUUAAGUAAUCCUUGUGCUGCAUUGAACCCAUGUCAAAAUAAUGGAACUUGCAAUCUCAGCAAUACAACAUCUCUUGGUUAUAGUUGCUCGUGUCCCGUUGGUUUUAACGGUAGUCAAUGUGAAUAUAAUAAUCGACCGUGUCAAUCGAAUAUUUGUUGGAAUAAUGGGAUUUGUAAUGAAACAUCGCCAACGACAUAUUCGUGUGUAUGUGCUGCUGGAUGGGAAGGAAAGAAUUGUCAGACAAAAAUCGAUUUUUGUCAAGGGAUUACUUGUCAAAAUAAUGGAGUUUGUCGUUCGAGAUAUUUGAAUUAUACGUGUGAAUGUCUUAGUCAAAGUUAUUCAGGUCGAUUCUGUGAAAUAACAUCAACAUCAGUGCAAACACGUCAACGAGUGGCGAAAUCAUUUGGUAUCAUUGCAAUCAUUGUCUUAAUCUGUACUGUUUUAUUCAUCCUUACUCUCGAUGUUAUAAAAUAUAUCUGUGGUAUUGAUGUGACUGGAAAAGAACUGGAGAAGAUCCGCGAAGAAAAACAAUUAAAAAAACAAGAACGUUCAUCGAAUCGUCGCCACAGAAAAUCACAAUCGAAAUAUGUCAAAAGACGCAUUCCGAUUAUUAUUAUCUCCAUUAUUUAA
Adineta ricciae is the source of this 2541-nucleotide messenger RNA. NCBI's taxonomy places the organism in Eukaryota, Metazoa, Rotifera, Eurotatoria, Adinetida, Adinetidae. The record is from the annotation of a GenBank genome assembly.